GCUCAGUGCCUCGUCUCCGGGAUCUACAGCCUGAUCCGGGCACCGGAGAGUCAAGGCGAGCAGAGCUGCUAUCGGGACUGCUUCGAGGAGCCUGACUGUCACAUGGCGGUGGUGACCCGGCCCCUCCGCGGCCCUCAACAGUGUCUGCUGGUCAACUGUCUGAACCAGGGACAACACGAGUACCCCCGAGAUCGCGGCGUGCAGAUCAGGGUUUACCCCAAGAGCACCAUCAGCAGCGAGCGAAGAGCCUCCCUCACCAAGUUCAUCCGUUCUGGCGAUGACGAGACUCAUCGAUGUUUUGACAUCAUGCAGAACGGCAGCUGCCGGUCGGGAAUUCCCAAAUUCUUCUACAACAGCACCAGUUCCAGGUGUGAGCGGUUCUUCACUGGCUGCGGGUCCAACAGGAACACGUUCGAUACCCAGCAGGCCUGUGAUGCCCUCUGCAGUCAGAAAUUUCUUUGCUAUCGGCCGAUGGAACGCGGUCAGAGACCCCCCCUUCGCUUCAGCGAUCCCACAGACGACCUUGAAAUCGGCCCUCCGAACUUCUUCUUCUACAACAUUUCGAGUUCAAAGUGUGAGGCGUUUUACUUCAGAGGCAGCGCGUCCAACGGGAACAUCUUCAGGACUGAGCGCGAGUGUGAGAGCUUCUGUGGCGGCGUUCAAGCUCCUUCAGCCAGCCGACCUGCAGACUCAGGUGAGACCCGCCGGGCUGCACCUUUGUUCUCAUGAGAACUCUGAUAAAUAUGACAGCAGCUGUUCCUCCACA
Molecule: messenger RNA, 766 nt
Organism: Plectropomus leopardus (leopard coralgrouper)
Lineage: Eukaryota; Metazoa; Chordata; Actinopteri; Perciformes; Serranidae
Source: RefSeq, a predicted model, not a curated record